Molecule: messenger RNA, 480 nt
Organism: Malus domestica (apple)
Lineage: Eukaryota; Viridiplantae; Streptophyta; Magnoliopsida; Rosales; Rosaceae
Source: RefSeq, a predicted model, not a curated record
AUGGGAUCCACGGCGACUGCGCAAACAACUGAUUACGAUGUCUUCCUCAGUUUCAGUGGCGAAGACACUCGCAGGAAUUUCGCAGACCAACUACGUGCUGCUCUGAGUAACCGAGGAGUCGUCGUAUUUGGAGAUGAUGAACUUUAUCGGGGAAUUAAAAGUUCAAAAAUUUCAAUUGUCAUUCUUUCAAGAAAGUAUGCCAGGUCAACAUGGUGCUUGGAUGAGCUUCAGCAAAUUAUGGAAUGCAAGGAAGUGGCUCGCCAGAUAGUUUUGCCUGUCUUCUAUGAUGUGAGCCCAUCCGAGGUACGAAAACAGACAGGCGAUUUCGGUGACUUUUUUGCCGAGCAUGAAGGACGUUUCAAUGACAAUAUCGACAAAGUGCGCGCCUGGAGGGAUGCUCUUCGUCAAUUAGCCAAUCUGUCUGGAUUUGACCUAUACAAGGACGAGGAUGGGUGGGUAGUUCCUUUCAGUAGCAAAUAA